This is a messenger RNA of Pedinophyceae sp. YPF-701, 2670 nucleotides long. The record is from the annotation of a GenBank genome assembly. NCBI's taxonomy places the organism in Eukaryota, Viridiplantae, Chlorophyta, Pedinophyceae.
AUGCACAGGCCUUUCCCGGACUUCGACAUCAACGAGAAGGACGAGAACAACUGUGCUCCCCUGCACAUUGCCAUCCUGUACGGCCACCUGGAGUGCGUCGAAGUGCUCCUCGAGCACGGCGCCAAGCAGUCUUCGUGCGAGGGCUCGCGGCCCAUCCACAUCACCGCACAGGUGGCCGCGAUGCCGCACCUGAGGCACUUCGCCGUCGACUGCACCAAGCUGCUCCUCAAGCACGGCGCGUCUGCCUACGACCGCGACGACUUCGCGCGCACGCCGCUGCACUGGGCGGCGCAGAGCGGCUGCGAGCAGCUCGCGUGCCUGCUCAUGCAGGCGGCUGAGAAGGAGAAGCACGAGCAGGAGGUGGCCUUCGAGGAGCAGAAGAAGCGCCGCGAGGAGCGCGAGGCGGCCGCCGCGCAGAACACGCAAGAGGAGGGUGGUGCGGAGGCGGCCGCGGCCAUGCAGGAGGACGAGGACGACGUGCGCGUGCCGCCGCCGCUGGUCAACAUGACGGACAAGCAGGGCUUCACGGCGAUCCACUACGCCGCGCGCGUGGCCCACUGCGACGUCCUGGGCGUGCUGCUCGGGCUGUCGUCCAAGGCGGGGGAGCACGCGGCGCAGUGGGGGCCCGCCGCGGCGGAGAAGAAGUCCCGAGCAGGGUUGACGGCGCUGCACAGGGCUGCGCAGAGCGGCUGCCUGACGUGCGUGGAGAAGCUGGUCGCCGCGCGGCCGUUGCUGAAGGGGGUCAAGUGCAAGAAGGGUCGCACGGCCGCUGAUUACGCCGCAAGGCGGGGCUACACCGAGCUGGCAGCCAAGCUCGGGAGCAGCAAGCCGGUGGCCAAGGAGCUGCCCCGCGCGUCCAAGCCCACGCUGAUCGUGGCCCCGAAGACCUGCCUCGACCACCACACCGUCGCCGAGCCCAUCAGGCGCGGGUCCGACGUGCCCCCGGAGAACGCCAACCGCCUCCGCGUGCUUCUCGAUCCCGGGAAGGGCGCUCUCCGCACGAGCGAGUUCUCGAAGGGCGUCGUCUGGGAGGAGAACUCGGGUCCGGUGGCGCUGGCGGACGUGACGCGCGUGCAUGAGUGGUCGUACAUCAAGCACAUCCAGGAGGUGUGCGCGCGGAUCACCGACCACCCCGCCGCCGUCGGACACCUGGACGGAGACACCGCGGUGUCGCACAAGACGUUCCAGGCCGCGCUUCACGCCGCGGGGGCGGUGACGCACGCCGUCGACAAGGUGAUGAACGGCGAGGUCAAGAACGCGUUUUGCGCCGUGCGUCCGCCCGGGCACCAUGCUGGGCCCACUGGCGUGGUGACGGGGGCCAAGGACCCGACUGGGUCCCACGGAUUCUGCCUGCUCAACAACGUCGCGAUCGGCGCGGCGUACGCCCUCCACGUGUACAGGCACCAGGGCAUCAAGCGUGUGGCGGUCCUCGACUUCGACGUGCACCACGGCAACGGCACGGAGGCGUGCGUGACCUCGGUCAUCCCGGCCACCCUCAAGGCGCGCUUCAAGACGCCCUUCAGCGAGGGCGUGCAGACGUUCCCGGUGUGGCGCCCCUGGCUCGACGACCAGGAUCCGGACAGGAUCUUCUUCGCCUCCGUCCAGGGUUACGGUCCCAAGGCCCCGGGCCUGGACGCCUUUGUGUACCCUGGAUCUGGCGCGACAUGCGACACCCGGCCGUCCGCCCGGUUCGCCCAGACGACCGACAGCCGCGGCGAGACCAUCGAGGAGGACCCUGAGAACGAGUUCGCGUACCGCGGCGGGGAGAUGCCGCCCACUGCGGGCCCGCGCGUGAUCAACGUGGGCAUCGACCACCCCGGCCCCGAGCCGCUGCUGUGGAAGCGCGCGUGGCGCGACAAGAUCCUGCCCGCGCUCGUCAAGUUCGGCCCGGACAUGAUCUUCAUCAGCGCCGGCUUCGACGCCCACCGCAAGGACGAGAUCAACUUUGGGUACCUCGGCGUGCUGGAGCGCGACUUCGAGUGGAUCACGGAGCAGCUGGUGCAGGUGGCCAACCGGUGCUGCCAGGGCCGGCUGGUCUCCGUACUCGAGGGCGGGUACCGCAUCCAGGGGGAGAUCGUGUCGGCGUUCGCGCGGUCCGUCGCGGCGCACGUCCGCGCGAUGAAGGAGCACCACUCGCAGGAGUGGGAUCCCGCGGAGGCCAAGUGGGAGCGCGAGAAGGAGCGCGAGUCGCUGCAGCGCCACGCGUCCACCAACCUCCUCACCACGCCGGGCCUCGACCCGCUCACGCCGUCGCACCACCAGCCGCACGGGCUCCCCCUCACGCCCAUCGCGCCCCCGGGGCUGCCCGUGGAGCCCAUGGAGAGGGGCGCGCCCGCCCUCGCGGAGAGGAAACCGGAGGCCCACGACGGCCACGUCCUGGGCGAGGUGCGCACGCCGGAGCGCGCACCUGUCGCGGGCGAAGUCCCCCACGAGGCGAAGGGCGCGCAGGGCCCUGAGAACGGCGGACAGACGCCGGUCGACCCCGCCCCCGACGCGGCCACCCCUGCGCCUGCGGCAGCUGCCGAGCAGCGUGGCACGCCCGAGGGCGGGGCGAGCGAGCCGUCUCGCAAGCGCCGUCGCGGUCCCGUGGACUACGCGGCGCUGAACAAGCAGCUCGAGGAGGAGAAGGCACAGGCGGGCAAGGGCGCGGGCGACGGGGGCGCGCAGUGA